UCCUCUUCUCUCGCCGAGACCUCUCGAGCAUCAGUUGCUCUUUUUAUUGGUUACAGCUCUCCUCAGCCUUCCAACUUCGACAGGUCAUCAGAGCAUCGUGGCUGUUUUAGGUUUAUAAUGGAACUUACAUCUUUGCCUAAAUUCCUUUGGACAAGUGACAACAAGCUUCUGCAUCACCAUUUUCCGGACAUAUUGGCUACUGUUCAUACCACACAAGACAUUCCUGAAGAAGUUGUUUUUGGACCAUGCAUGCUCCAGAACACCCUGCUGGACACUGUAGCUUUUAUUGCUCUCAAGUGUUCUGAUAGACGGAACAUCCACUAUGUAUUUAAGGUAGACGUUACGUCUGUGCACAGUCCCACAGGACUGCCUUGGAUGAGACUUGUACAAGCAGCUGCCAAUAGCAAGGAGCAGAACUUGGAAGCUUACUUAGAAAACAGCCAGUUAUAUUAUCGCUCCACCAGGAAAAUCAAUAAAAACGAGGAAUUGCUUGUCUGGUAUGAUGAGGAGCUUUCCAGCCUCUUGGGUUUCAAUGAGAUAAAACCUCAGAGUCCCCAGAAUGAGUUGAGAUGCCAAGAAUGCGACCGAGUCUUUAAAUGUGAGCAUUCCUACCUAUCCCAUGUCCGUUUCCUCUGUGUCCCAGAGAAGAGUGCCCUGCUGUGGAGAAACUUCCAGAACCCUAAGACUGAAAAGAGCAACUUAGCUGAGCAGACCACAAAUUUCCACAGUCUGGCAAGGGAUCUAGAAGUCAAAAUGGCAGCUUGUAAAGAUGAUGCACAUGGUCUUGUUGGAGAAAGGAGAGCAAAAUCUGAAGAGGCUGAGAACAACAGGAGCAGGAAAACAGUGUUGUUGGAGAAAACCAAUAAUUUGACUGAGGAACGUAACUGUGGGGGCAAGGAAGAGGUUGGAGGAGAGCAUGCAUUGGCUGGUUCUUUCUGGAAGCUUAGUUCAGGGAGGCAGUCAGCUAGGAAGGAUGUUUUAGAGCAGAAGCAGAGUGCUUUCACUGAGGUCAGGAGGAUGAAGGAGAAGCUGAGGCAUGAGAAACUGAAGGAGCCAGAGCAGGAGGAUGGCACGGUCCCAGGUGGUAAAGAGCAGGUAUCAAAGGAAGUGUUGGUGAACUCCUCUGGUAGUGCAUUCUCCUUUGUUUGGCCCACCAGAGCUCGAGGAGAACAGAAAAGUGCUUUCAGCAAACCCAGUAAGCGUCUAACAGAAAGAGCUGCAAUAAAUUCUUCUCAUCCCGUGAGUGAGUCAGCAAAGAGCCUGGGGGAGCUGUCUGGCUUCAUUGCCACCACAGACAUCAUGUGCUGCAGCACUCUUCUCAAUUCCAAGUUCUUUGUCAGUGAUUUGUGUAAUGCUCAGAUGCUGCAGGCAAGCAUCACUCGGAGCAAUGUUUUCCCAUAUACCUCAGAACCGUGGCCCAAACAAGCAGGAGGACAGUUACAAAACACAACCACCACUUCUUCUUCCUCCUCCUCCUCUUCCUUGACUCUUCUUCCCCCCACCUUCACAUCCUUUGGAGUGGCUGCCCAGAACUGGUGUGCCAAAUGCAACCUGUCCUUUCGCAUGACAUCCGAUUUAGUCUUCCACAUGCGGUCACAUCACAAAAAAGAAUACUCCUCAACUGAAUCCCAGUGCAAGAGGAGACGAGAGGAGAAGCUAACAUGUCCCAUUUGUCAUGAGUACUUCCGAGAACGCCAUCAUUUAUCCCGACACAUGACUUCUCAUAAUUAGAGCUGUGCAGACAGAUGUCACCAAGGGACUGGGCAGGUUGUAUAAAGAAGGGAAUCAUUGUUCACUUAUAUACUUUUUGGGUUUACAUUAAUUUCUUACAGGAAAUCACUGUUUACAAUAAUUUAUAAUAGAUGCUUUGCAAAAAAAUUAUAAAAUGUUUACAAGAAUAUGAGUGGCUUGUAAGUUUUGAAAACUCAACCUAGCCCUUGUCAACUUAUUUUUGAGGAAAUAAAAUAGUGAAAUGAAUGUGCAUGCAGUGUUACUUUGCAGAGUAGGGAACAAAAUUAUAGUUUUGCAGACACAGUUUUCUUUGCUU
Molecule: messenger RNA, 2047 nt
Organism: Pipra filicauda (Wire-tailed manakin)
Lineage: Eukaryota; Metazoa; Chordata; Aves; Passeriformes; Pipridae
Gene: ZNF488
Product: zinc finger protein 488
Exons: 4
Coding region: 118-1731 (537 amino acids)
Biological process (GO): regulation of DNA-templated transcription
Cellular component (GO): nucleus
Molecular function (GO): protein binding
Source: RefSeq, a predicted model, not a curated record